AUGAGUCUAAUGCAGUUAUUGUUAGCUGUACAGUUCCAUGCAAAUCCAUUCAAGAUACAUCUGAAUCAGGUUAAAAAGUUCAUAAUCCUGGAAGGUCCCGUAGUCUCACUACCAGCAAUUCCCGAAGAGGAAAAAGAAAAUUUACGCGAAGCAGGAGUGGAAGAGUUGGUUAAUACUGCUGGAUAUUCUAAUGACCAGUUUGCUUUUGUUGACUCCCCACUUAUCGGUGAUAGACAGGAACGGCCACAUCGAUAUAAUCUCCGCUCCAAAAGCCGCUAG
Messenger RNA from Gongylonema pulchrum, 279 nucleotides. Lineage: Eukaryota; Metazoa; Nematoda; Chromadorea; Rhabditida; Gongylonematidae. The record is from the annotation of a GenBank genome assembly.